AUGAUGAUGGUGAUGAUGAAUUCGUUAUCCAUGGACAUGGAAGUAGCGAAAGAGAUAGUUUCGAAGAGAAUUAUUGAAUUGGUGGAUUUUCCUAAAGAAACUGUUGGAGCAGAUGAACGCACGAUGAGUUGGUCGGAUAGACUUCUGGAAGCUAAAAGGCUCCACCUUGAAUUUUAUCGAACUUUCAAUACUAGUCCUCUUCUCCCUUUUUAUUCUGUUAAUUCUCCUCAGAACAUUCUUCACCAUGUUGAUGAUUCUGUUUCAACACCACCGCCCACGGUUGUUCCUCCUUCUCAUACGGAUAAAGUUGAGGAAUGCAAUAUGAGUUCUUCAACGGCUCAGCAGAAUGAGACCAAUAAAACAGUAUCAAUCGGCAGCAAUGUUCUUGUUCCUAUUAUUAUUGUUGAUGACGAAGAUGAUGCAAACAUGAGAGGAGUAGGAGUAGAACAGAGGAAGAAGAUGAAUCUAGCAGAAAUCGAGGAUGAUGAUUUGGCAGGUGCUGAUGCUGAUGAUGAUGAUACAAUCUACUUCAUGGAUAUGGAUGAAUAUAAUAAUAAUAAUAAUAAUGAUGAUUCGAGACUAGGAGAAGGAGGAGGAGGAAGCAGCCUGAUUGUAGAGGAACAUGAGACACCAUUUGAGAUAUAUAGUCCUGUAUUGUUGAAGACAGCGACAUCAAUUACAGUUGAAUCAGAAGACGAUAAUGAAAUAAUACUACCAAAAAAAAGGAAACAAGAGGCUAUCAAAGAAAGCAGCAGCAGCAAAAGAUACAACUUGAGGAAGAGGUGUUGUAAUUGUGCAACAAGGUCGAGUCCAUUAUGGAGAAAAGGUCCGAUGGGAAAAAACACCCUUUGCAAUGCUUGCGGGAUUCGAUACAAAAAAUAUGGACGUCUCACUCCCACUCCCAGAUAG
This is a messenger RNA of Impatiens glandulifera, 909 nucleotides long. RefSeq names its product transcriptional regulatory protein GAT1-like. The coding region runs from base 1 to 909 and encodes 302 amino acids. The transcript has a single exon. Gene Ontology annotation, biological process: regulation of DNA-templated transcription. The record is from RefSeq and is a predicted model, not a curated record. NCBI's taxonomy places the organism in Eukaryota, Viridiplantae, Streptophyta, Magnoliopsida, Ericales, Balsaminaceae. Gene Ontology annotation, molecular function: zinc ion binding; sequence-specific DNA binding.